Messenger RNA from Amblyraja radiata (thorny skate), 3147 nucleotides. RefSeq names its product leucine rich repeat neuronal 3a (gene lrrn3a). NCBI's taxonomy places the organism in Eukaryota, Metazoa, Chordata, Chondrichthyes, Rajiformes, Rajidae. Bases 611 to 2740 code for a protein of 709 amino acids. The transcript is spliced from 2 exons. Gene Ontology annotation, molecular function: protein binding. The record is from RefSeq and is a predicted model, not a curated record.
CGCGGUGUCAGUGUGACAGCUGAGAGAGAGGGUGAAGCAACCACCAAGGACUCUACAGUCCAGGGCAAAUAUAAAGCAGAUCAGCACCAUUUUCAUGCACUCCAUUGUCAGACCGUCGCAAACAGAUGCUGAUUGUGAGAACACAGCUCAAAUGUUGCUGUACAUCAGAGUUGAAUAGAUGCUUGUGAAAACCUACAGACCCUGGAGCACAAGCUGACAGGAAACCUCGCAAACCCACACUGAUGCAGCAGGAUAUUCAGGCAAUUCCGCUCAUUUUAAAGGAUGUUGAAGAAGAUCGAACAUUAAUCGAUGCUGCCUCACCCGCUGAGUUUCUCCAGCAUUUUUGUCUGCCAUGGGAAUAUAAAUGGUGUGCAUAACCUCCCCCAAAUUGCCAGGAUUUGGUGGUUUAUCAGUUUGACUUCAGAGAGCGUCGGUUGAGCUGUUUCCACACACUGCGUGUGCAUGGCAUCGCUGGAUGAGGUGAUUGCGAGGUCACUGGGAUUAGAUGAGACUGCAACACCCCCGUGCAGCGGGCAGUAACACACGCUGAACGCCAGUCAUUACUGAAUCUUUAACGGACCUAUUCCGGUGUGGAGGGAACACAUUCAAGAUGAAGGAUGCAUUAUUCAAUGCUAACUAUGUUGUGGGGCUGGUGGUCAGCGCAAUAGUGCAGAUUGUUGGGAGAAGUAUGGACUGUCCACAACUAUGUGUGUGUGAAACCAGGCCGUGGUUCACACCCAGAUCCAGUUACAUGGAAGCUGCAACAACAGACUGUAAUGAUGUCAACCUGGCAGUAAUGCCACACACCUUCCCCGCUGACACACAGGUGUUACUGCUGCAGAGUAAUAACAUUUCAAACAUCGAGAACAAACUAGACAACUUGACCAACCUGACAGAGAUUGACUUAUCCCAAAACAGUUUUGUAGCCAUCCAUGACAUUAACCUGGGGACCAUGCUUCAGCUGCUGUCCCUACACCUAGAGGAAAACAGACUGACACAACUACCUGGCAGCUGCUUGCUUGGUCUCAGCAACCUCCAAGAACUUUACGUCAACCAUAACCAUAUCUCCAGCAUUGCAUCAGGAGCGUUCACAGGCCUUGACUAUCUCCACAGACUACACCUUAACUCCAACCAACUGACUGCCAUCAAGAGCAGGUGGUUUGAGGCUACACCGCGCUUGGAAAUUCUCACCAUUGGAGAAAAUCCCAUCUCCCACCUCGGAGAGCUGAGCUUCCAACCCUUGAGCAACCUGCGCAGCCUAGUCCUAGCUGGAAUGGAGCUAUCCCAGCUGGGGGAAGGCACUCUGAUUGGCCUCAACAACUUGGAAAGCAUUUCGUUUUAUGACAACAGACUGCUCAGUGUUCCCACGGCAGCACUUCAGCGAGUGCCCAAUCUCAAAUUCUUGGAUUUGAAUAAAAAUCCCAUUGAGAGGAUCCAGCAAGGGGAUUUCAGAAACAUGUUGCAUUUGAAGGAAUUGGGCAUCAAUAACAUGGCAGAGUUGGUUUCUAUUGACUCCUUGGCACUGGAUAAUUUGCCAGAGUUGACAAAGAUUGAAGCCACAAACAACCCAAAGCUCUCGUACAUCCAUCCCAACGCCUUCUACAGAGCCCCCCAACUAGAGACAUUGAUGCUCAACUCCAAUGCACUAAGUGCCCUGUACAGCGGUGUGGUGGAAUCAUUGCCCAAGUUGCAGGAAGUCAGCAUACACAGUAAUCCCAUCCGAUGUGACUGUGUCAUCCGCUGGAUCAACACUAACAAAACAAACAUCCGCUUCAUGGAGCCACAGUCUUUGUUUUGCUUUGACCCUCCAGAAUUCAAAGGGCAACAUGUUCGAGAAAUUCCUUUCAGGGAAAUGACGGAUAUGUGCCUUCCGCUAAUAGCCGCCCAAUCUUUCCCUUCCACGAUAAACCUGAGCAGCGGUGGCUCAGUGUCUCUGCACUGCCGAGCGACAGGCCAGCCGCAACCAGAGAUCUACUGGAUCACCCCGGCUGGUGAUAGGCUGCUGCCCAACACGGCCAGCGGCAAAUACAAGGUGCACCUUGAGGGGUCGCUACAUGUGGCCAACAUUAGCACCAAGGAGGCUGGCCUCCAUACCUGCGUGGCACACAAUCUGGUGGGGGCAGACUUGAGAACUGUGAUUGUAACGGUGAAUCAGUCGUUGCUGCCAAACACCAAUGAAACACUGAACGCCAGGGUAAAGGACGUGGCCACACAUUCCAUCCUCGUCUCCUGGAAGGCCCUGCCAAAUAGCCUGGCAUCUAACAUCAAGUGGUCUUCCAAAUCAGAUCCCAAUAUCCCCAUGGUAACUCAGACUGCCAGGGUGCCCACAGAUACACAUGUGUAUAAUGUAACACACCUUCACCCCAACACACAGUACCAGCUGUGUAUUUACAUCCUUAACAUUAACCAACAAACCCACAAGGAAUGUCUCAACGUCACAACUAAAGGAUUGGCUUUGCCUUCACAAUCGAGCAGGGAAAGAACCAUGACAACAUCUCUGGCUGCCCUGGGUGUCAUCGUCCUUGCCACUGGCGUGAUGUGGCUUUAUCUCUGUGGGACUUGGAGGAUAAAGUACAAUUGUGGGCACGGUCGUUUGGAAAAGUACGUACAGAAUAAAGCCACGUUCUCCUCAAACACAUUCUACCCUCCUCUUAUCAAUAUAUGGGACAAAGAAAAAACACAGAGCGGGCCCCUGGAACUGAAAGCCACUGUCAUUGAUGUCUCAGCAAACUAUUCCUAAAACCUUUUGUAAACCAGAAUGUAAACAAAAGAGCCAGUUGUAACUGGACUACUUUUAAAUGUUGGGGUCCAGAUGAAGAAAGCACAGACCCUGCUGGCAGUGUUACAGCGGGGAGGGAGGUGAAUGGGUCACCCAGUUAGUGUCUUGUCAAAUUGCGGGGAAUGGCAGGCGUACCGUAGUGAUUUUGGGAGAGUUCGCUCCGUGAAGAAUAGCAAGAGAAGGAAGCAGCCAAAGCAGGUCGCAGAAUCCCCACUUGCUCAUGUUCGAUUCAGUAAAAAAGAUUGCUACAUUGGCACACUGCUGCGGCUGCGUGCGUGUGUGUGUGUGUGUGCGCGUGUGUGUGCGUGUGUGUGUGUGUGCAUGCGUGUGUGUGUGUGUAUGUGUGUGUGUGUCUGUGUGUGUGUGUC